This is a messenger RNA of Neltuma alba, 1809 nucleotides long. RefSeq lists its product as uncharacterized. Gene Ontology annotation, molecular function: protein binding. The transcript has 6 exons. The record is from RefSeq and is a predicted model, not a curated record. Gene Ontology annotation, cellular component: membrane. Lineage: Eukaryota; Viridiplantae; Streptophyta; Magnoliopsida; Fabales; Fabaceae. Bases 1 to 1809 code for a protein of 602 amino acids.
AUGUCGACAUUGGGAGGUGACUUGGAACAAAACGCGCUGAUCGACUUGGACCCUCUCGUGGGGGUGCACCGUCCGUCACCUGGUGGCUCUUCGGCAAGGCCACACGAGGACUCAGGUGAGGAAAGGGCAUGGAAGGAGGAUUUGUGCCAUGCCAUAUGCGGUAACAAGUGGAGUGAUGCGAAAGCAAUUCUCGAUCAAAACCCUAAUGCUUUGACUUCAGUAGUUUCUCAUAAUGGCAGAACAGCACUUCAUGUGGCUGCAAUGAUUGGGCACGUGACCAUAGUGGAGGAGUUGCUCAAAUUACUGCCUCCACAAUUCCUUCUAACUCUUGAUUCUGACGGGAAUACAGCACUUGUAAUGGCUAGUUGGUUCAGUGGAAAUACUGAAGUAGCAAAAUGCCUCGUAAGCAAGAACAGCCGCGUGCUUGAAAUUCCAGACAUGGUUGGUGAUCUUCCUGUUAUAGUGGCUUUUGCAAAGGGUUACCAAGAAAUGGGACGUUAUCUUUAUUUCGUCACUCCAAUGGAAUGCCUCCCAGGCCGUUGGGGUUCUAGGCUGCUUCUUCAUUGUUUACAUGCACAAUGCUUUGAUAUUGCGCUGAAUUUGCUUCAACAAUGUGAAGAAUUGCUUUUAGUGCCCUUUAACAAUUUAGGGACGACGCCUAUUCGUCUACCAGUCAUGUUUGCGUGGACAUCCGACAAGAAGAUAGAAGUCAAGGGGAUAAAGAAAAACUUACCGAGGCAGAUUAAACUAACUAAAAGAUCCAUGUGUGAUGCGUAUCAAUGUAGGAGUAAGAAAAUACAAGAGUUAAAGCUGCUGCAUGCACAAGCAGAUGAACUUCUUCUCCUAGUUUGCAAGAAUGCAGGGAAGGCAUACCAAAAGGGAGUUAUAAAGGAGGCUUUAUGUCUUGCAGCUAAAGAAGGGAAUGUGGAGUUUGUGUUUCAAGUAUCAAAAGUAAUCCCAGAGAUUUUCCUCGAUCAGACAUUGCUUAUGUGUUUCGAUGAAGCUCUUCACUAUCGACAAGCUAGGGUUUUCAAUCUUAUCCAUGGGCUUCGCUUCAAGCACGGGCUGGUAACAACUACACCUGAUCAUAAUGGAAAUUACUUGAUGCAUAAGGCAGCUAUGAAGGCUCCUGAUCACGUUCUUAAUCGUAUCUACGCACCUACACUACAAAUGCAAAGAGAACUACAAUGGUUCAAGGAAGUGGAGAGUUUAACACCUCCAAGCUAUAGAAUAUUUCGAAACAAAAAUGGUAUGACAGCUGAAGAAUUAUUCAGAGGAAGUCAUGGAGAGUUAAUGAAGCAAGGAGAGAAAUGGAUAAAGACCACAGCAUCUUCAUGUUCAGUUGUUGGUACCCUAAUUGUGACAAUUAUGUUUGCGGUAGCAUUUACUGUUCCAGGAGGAAAUGAUCAAAAUCUUGGAUACCCAUUAUUCAUCAAACAACCAUUUUUUAAGGUCUUCAUAUUCUCAACCAUAUUAUCACUUCUCUCUUCUUCAACUUCGGUUCUAAUGUUUCUAGCAAUCCUUACCUCUCAAUUUUCAGAAGAAAAGUUCCUCAAAUCCUUACCUACAAAAUUGAUUUUGGGUCUUUCUUUUCUUUUUAUCUCCAUUGUAAGUAUGAUAGUAGCCUUUCUUUGUACCAUUCGUCUCAUGUUGAAGCAUACAAACUACUCAUGGGGUGUCCUUCCCAUUACUAUACUUGCAAGUGUUCCGAUCGUCCUUUUUGUGAUGUCAGAAUUCCCUCUUCUUCUUCACACUUUUGUUUCUACGUAUGGGAACAUCUUUGACAGGAAAGUGGAGCCAUGGCCAUAA